Messenger RNA from Ziziphus jujuba (common jujube), 1238 nucleotides. RefSeq names its product ribonuclease 2. Bases 87 to 941 code for a protein of 284 amino acids. The record is from RefSeq and is a predicted model, not a curated record. Gene Ontology annotation, biological process: RNA catabolic process. The transcript has 9 exons. Lineage: Eukaryota; Viridiplantae; Streptophyta; Magnoliopsida; Rosales; Rhamnaceae. Gene Ontology annotation, molecular function: RNA binding; ribonuclease T2 activity. Gene Ontology annotation, cellular component: extracellular region.
CUUUUAUAUAAAACUUACAGGAAGUCUAGAAACACGGAGGAACAUUGGGUUUCACUGGAGAAAUACCAAGAAUUUGGGUCUGAAAAAUGAAAAUGGCUUCUCUCUUUGCCCAGUUGCUCUGUAUCUUGAUGAUAACAAUGGCUUCCAUUGCUAUUAUAGAGGCUAAAAGAAUUGGAAUAGAAAUUGGAAGCAGAGAAGUAGCAGAGUUCAGAGAGUUCGAUUACUUCGUCUUGGCGCUGCAAUGGCCUGGAACAUUCUGUCACCGCACCGACCAUUGUUGUUCCUCCAACGCCUGCUGCCGACGCUCAAAUGCUCCAACUGAGUUUACAAUCCAUGGGUUGUGGCCUGACUACAACGAUGGAACCUGGCCUGCCUGCUGCACCCAUGAAAGCUUUGAUGAAAAAGAGAUCUCAACGUUACUUGAUGCUCUAGAGAAGUAUUGGCCAUCUCUAAGUUGUGGUAAACCAUCAACCUGCCAUGGCGGGAAAGGAUCAUUUUGGGCUCAUGAGUGGGAGAAGCACGGGACUUGUUCCUCUCCUGUUGUUCAUGAUGAAUACAGUUACUUCUUAACGACCCUCAAUGUCUAUUUCAAACACAAUGUCACUAGUGUCUUGAAAGAAGCAGGAUAUGUACCUUCUAAUAAAGAAAAAUACCCACUUGGAGGCAUUAUUUCUGCCGUUCAAAAUGCUUUUGGAGCAACCCCGUUGUUGAUUUGCAAAAAUGGUGCAGUGGAAGAACUUCGCCUGUGCUUUUACAAGGAUUUUAAGCCACGUGAUUGUGUUAUUGGAUCUACUGGUCAAAGUUUUGUGCUAUCUUCAAGAAGCUCAUGUCCUCAUUAUGUCAGCUUACCAAUACCAGAAUAUGCAUCAUUUGCUAUCGAACCAGGGGUUGAAAGUGCUGAAACUACCAUUUCAUCUGUGCUCGGCGAUGAAGCUCUUUGAGAUCUUGGCAGCAUGUAUGUGUUGUGAAAUGCCCAAUUUGUUGAGUUCCUAUCUGUAUCAGCCAAAUUAUGAGGUUCAUAGUUAAUCUUUAUGCUAAAUGCUGCAUAAAUUCAGACCAUCCCAACACAUUAAAUUUACGAGCUGUAGGAAAAUUCCAUUAUUUCCCAAUCUGUCUUACGUUGUGUAAAAUUAAUCUGAAUGUUUAUACAUCAAAUUCACUAGUGCCGAGGUUAAAGCCUCGUCAAGUUACAGGGCCAGGUAUUUAGAUUCUUCCUGAUAAAAGAAAUUCCCUUUUCA